Molecule: messenger RNA, 1698 nt
Organism: Mytilinidion resinicola
Lineage: Eukaryota; Fungi; Ascomycota; Dothideomycetes; Mytilinidiales; Mytilinidiaceae
Product: uracil permease-like protein
Exons: 4
Coding region: 1-1698 (565 amino acids)
Biological process (GO): transmembrane transport; nucleobase transport
Cellular component (GO): plasma membrane
Molecular function (GO): nucleobase transmembrane transporter activity
Source: RefSeq, a predicted model, not a curated record
AUGGAGAAAGUCCGCACCUCCAAGGUCGGCCACUUCCUCAACAAAAUCGCUGUCGAGAAUGAGUCCGGCCUCACCAAUGCCCAGCUCAUGCUGUUCAAUCACGACUUGAAGCCCGUUGAGCCCGAACGUCGUCAAUGGGGAGCCUGGAACUUUGUGUGCUUCUGGAUUGCCGAUUCCUUCAACAUCAACACCUGGAUGAUUUCCUCCUCCAUGAUCGUAGCCGGUCUUUCGUGGUGGCAGUCAUGGAUCUGUGUCUGGAUUGGCUAUGCUAUUGCUGCAUGCUUUGUCUGCAGCACCGGUCAUAUCGGUGCCACCUAUCACAUCAGUUUCCCCGUCGUCGCUCGGUCGUCCUUCGGUAUCUGGGGUGCUCUCUGGCCUAUCUUUAACCGUGCUGCCAUGGCCUGUAUUUGGUAUGGCGUGCAGUCUUGGAUCGGAGGCCACUGCGUAUAUCUUAUGAUCCGCGCCAUCUGGAACAACUGGAGACCCGACAACAUCCACAACGGCAUCCCUGCCUCUGGCACUAACACAGUCAUGUUCGUUAGCUUUCUCUUUUUCUGGGCUGGCAGCUUGCCCGCCAUCUGGUUCCCCGUCGAGAAGAUCAGGCAUCUGUUCACCGUCAAAGCCUACUUCGUUCCCAUCGCUGGCUUGGCCUUCUUCAUCUGGGCCGUUGUUCGUGCUAAAGGCUUUGGCCCAAUCGUCCACCAGGGAAGCACUGCUCACGGAAGCGACCUCGGAUGGCAAAUGGUCAAGGGAAUCAUGAGCUCCAUCGCCAACUUCGCCACGCUCAUUGUCAACGAUCCCGAUUUCGCUCGUUUCGCCCACAAGCCCAGGGACGCGCUCUGGUCGCAGCUUAUCACUAUCCCCGUCGGUUUCGCCGUGACCUCCUUCAUCGGAAUCAUCGUCGGAUCAUCCUCCACCGUCAUCUUCGGAGGCGAGCCGAUCUGGAACCCCCUCGACCUCCUCGAGCAAUUCCUCCAAGAAGGCGGAUCCGGCCAGCGCUUCGGCGUCUUUAUCAUCGCUGCCGCCUUUACCCUUGCCCAGCUCGGCACGAAUAUCGCUGCCAACUCCGUCUCUGCUGGCACUGACAUGACCGCCCUCCUCCCUCGCUACCUCAACAUCCGCCGCGGCGGCUACAUCUGCGCCCUCGUUGGCCUCGUCAUUUGCCCCUGGAAAUUGCUCAAGUCCUCAAACUCCUUCCUCACUUACCUCUCCUCCUACUCCGUCUUCCUCUCCUCCAUCGCCGGCGUCAUCGUCUGCGACUACUACGUCGUCCGCAAAGGCUACCUCGAGGUCAAGAAUCUCUACUCUGGCAAUAAGACCGACCCCUACUACUUCAGUUACGGCGUGCACUGGCGCGGAUACGCUGCUUACUUCGCCGGUAUCCUCAUCAACGUCGUCGGUUUCGCUGGUGCUGUCGGUCGCAAGGUCCCUGCUGGCGCGACGUACAUCUACAACCUCAACUUUUUCGGUGGAUUUAUUGUUGCGAGCGUGACGUACUGGCUGCUGUGCAAGUUCUUCCCCGUCCCAGCGUGCAAAAAGAAGUGGUUGGAGGUUGGGGACGAGAUCCGCAAUAUGAGCGUGGCGUAUAGCCAGGAUAGCGACGAGGACGAUUAUGAUGAAGAGAGCAGUGUCAUCCUUCAUCCCAUCUUCCAGUCGUAUCAUUUGUAUUGCGCCUCUUCUCUCAAGGGCGGUUCAUAG